Molecule: messenger RNA, 573 nt
Organism: Spirodela intermedia
Lineage: Eukaryota; Viridiplantae; Streptophyta; Magnoliopsida; Alismatales; Araceae
Source: the annotation of a GenBank genome assembly
AUGAAGGCAGCCAUUGACGCCUCCAUAAUUGGUGAAACAAUGAGGACUGGGGUACCUACUGGCUGCAUACUAGUUUACUAAGAAUUGUCAUGACCAACUAGAGGAAGCUCGUGAAGCCUUUGCGAGAGCUGCUUAGCAAAUGAAGAAAAAUGCGGAUCGCCACCGACGAGAGGUUGAAUAUGACGUCAAGGAUUGAGUACUAUUGCGCAUAUAUCCUACCCACAAGAAUCUACAGAGAUUGAAGCGCCAUAACGGAUUGGUCCCUAGAUAUGAUGGGUCAUUCUAAAUCAUCGCCUGCAUAGGCCGCCUGGAGUACCAUCUAUGACUCCCCCCAUGACUCCCAAUCCAUCCAGUAUUUCAUGUCUCUCUGUUAAAAGCUUACAAUACAAAUGUGGACGACUUAGACCGCAAUUGGCCUUGCCGCCCCCCACCAACGGUACAAGCACACUAUACUAAGUAGUCAUUGCCAUUUUGGAUCACCAAGUCAUCAACAAAGGAGGGUGCAACCAUGUCCACCACAACACAUUUUAUCUAGUGCAAUGGGCAGGACAACCUCGGGAGGCUGCCACAUGA